GCUUUUUGUCUCCCCCUUUCGCUUUCCUUAUCUCUUCGACACCAACACAUUCACAACACGCACACCCACACAUAUAUAAACCAAUAGACUGAUACAAAUUCACAUCAUCAUCAUCAUCAAAAACUCCGACAAGCAUUUUUCUACUCACAACUAAAGAAAGAGAUGGAGAUGCAAACAAAAUGCGACUUGGAACUUCGCCUAUCCCCGUCUUCUUAUGAUUCUGAUUUCCAUAGCUCGUUGGAAGAAUCGAGCAGCUCUGAAGUUUCACAACAGAAGCAAGAACCUCAGAUGCUAACCAUUUUCUACAACGGGCACAUGCUUAUUUCUUCAGACCUUACCAAUCUUGAGGCUAAUGCUAUACUAUCGCUAGCGAGUAGAGAUGUGGAAGAGAGACCACCAUCAUCGUUGAGAAGUUCACACGGUUCGGAUCCUCCAAUGAUAACAAACAAUUCCACCCGAAUUCAACAGCAAAAGGCCUCAAUGAAGAGAUCUCUUCGGAAUUUUCUUCAGAAAAGAAAUGUUCGGAUUCAAGCAACUUGCCCUUACCAUCGUUCCCGAUAACACUAUAUUUACUAAUUUAUUUCAUUUUUCUUUCUCUUCUUUUGGCUAGUUUUUUCUUCGUGUUUCGGAUGGAUUAUAUUUGUAUGAGAUAGACCCUUUUCAUUAGCUUUAGAGUUUCAAUGUUUGAGAUUUUCCAGCUACUUGUGUUUAAGAAAGGACUUUAUAGCUUCUACCUAUUUAA
Capsella rubella is the source of this 742-nucleotide messenger RNA. Its product is annotated as protein TIFY 5B. The coding region runs from base 163 to 561 and encodes 132 amino acids. The transcript has 2 exons. NCBI's taxonomy places the organism in Eukaryota, Viridiplantae, Streptophyta, Magnoliopsida, Brassicales, Brassicaceae. Gene Ontology annotation, biological process: regulation of jasmonic acid mediated signaling pathway; response to wounding; regulation of defense response. The record is from RefSeq and is a predicted model, not a curated record. Gene Ontology annotation, cellular component: nucleus.